Messenger RNA from Polistes canadensis, 2676 nucleotides. RefSeq names its product mucin-5AC (gene sty). The transcript has 3 exons. The record is from RefSeq and is a predicted model, not a curated record. Bases 1 to 2454 code for a protein of 817 amino acids. Gene Ontology annotation, biological process: negative regulation of fibroblast growth factor receptor signaling pathway; negative regulation of MAP kinase activity; animal organ development. Lineage: Eukaryota; Metazoa; Arthropoda; Insecta; Hymenoptera; Vespidae. Gene Ontology annotation, cellular component: membrane; cytosol.
AUGUACGAUACUGUUAAUAAUCGUGGAAAAAAGGAAGAGAAGUGUUUUCAUAAGAGAAGGAAGAAAGAAAGAAAGAAGUGUUUUAGUUGGUGCGCGAAAAAAAGUGUCGAAAGUGUGGAUACCUUAAAUUCAGAGUCGCGUUCGGCGCUGCCUCUGGCGGGUCUGGUGCUAUCAUCGUCGGCCCCACUGCCACCGGCGUUGCCCCCAAGACGACAACCUCCGACGACCCCCUGUCCCAAUACCGGUGUGCUGUGCGGGCCGAGGACACAGCUGAAGACACCGCCGAGGACGACGAGGGCUACAACGGCGGCCCUAAAGACCUCGACGAUUACAACAAUAACAACAACGACAACAACAACAACAACAACGACGACGAUAAACACAAACAAAACGACGUUGCCCGCAGCCCAACAAGGCGAGCCGUCCCUCGUACCGCCUCACUAUCCUGCGCCUCCACGACCCCCGACUAGAAACGGUGGGGAUGAAGCGCGUGUCGCGAGGGCGAGGGGAAGCGGACGCGGAGUAUUACCGAGUACCAUCCUUGCUAAUGGAACGCCCCCGUCGAGAGUGCCACCACCUCGCGCGGGCUGGGCUGUGCGUAUUACGUCAACAACACUCCAACAACAACAACAACAACAGCAGCAGCAGCAGCAACAACAACAACAGCAGCAGCAGCAGCGUACAACGCCUAUUCUUCCAAGUAGUAGAAGGACACCAACACCGACUAACGGUGUUCAACAAUGGGCUAGCGGGCAGGCGACCUUAUCUUCGUCGAGUGCAUCAUUGGCGAGCGGGGGAGGAGAAGAAUCAAUUCUACCGAGUGUGCUCCGAGGAGGAAACGGAGUUCGUCAAGAGCACCGACAGCAAAAGUUACAACAUCAACGACAAAACUACCAGCACCGACAGCUGGAGAAUCGUUGGGAGAACGAGGAGGAGUUGGAGGCGACGAAGAAGGAGGAGUAUCCUCCUCGUCAUCGGAGACAUCAACAAGGGGACUGUUUUGAACUGAGAGGUCGGCAGAUGUCGCAGAAGAAUGCGAUACCGGGGCUCUCGCGGGCUGCCGUCGUCAAUGGCGUCCUCGACGGCGAGCAUGUGCGCGUCCACGACCAUAAUCGUCCCUUACCACCUCCACGAACGAUCCCGUCAACGGGGACGACGAAUACUGGAACGACAUCGACCGGAAUCACGGCACCACCACCACCACCACCACCACCGUCGACGACGACGACGACAACGACAACAACAACGACGACGGCAACGGCAACUUUGAGGAUACCUCAAACGGCCCCGUUAACACCCCUUUCCACCUUGAGUUCCUCCUUCAGGAGUAGGCCGACGACUAACGUCAGAACUCCUCCAUCUCAGAGCUUCGAAUCAGCACCCACCUUGCAAACCGGAGGCUCUCCGAGGAAUCUCUUGACACCCACGUCAAUGGACGUUGUUCCCACUCCACCGAGAACUCCGCUCGGGGAAGUUAGCUUGGCUUCCCCGAGACCGGACGGGGAGAGAGUUAUCAACGAAUACGUUGAAACGCCGUUCAAGCAACCCAAUGUCAUUGAUCGUUUAGACGGUAUCGUUCACGUCGACACCAUUGAUGGCAAACGUUCAGGAAACGAUUGUCCGAAAAAAGAGAAAGCAAGAUCGCGAGGUAAACAUGCUGCGGACAGUGGUAUAGCGGGGCUUCAUCGAGCCAUCAUUAACAAUACCAGUAGCUCUAGACGUCGCGGUGGCGGUGGUGGUGGCGGCUUAGACGCGACUAGUACAGCCUCGACUAUUAACACGACACCGGGUGGUACAGUGAGGAUACUAAGGGCGAACGAGAGGAGAGGGGUGGUGACGAAACAACCGGUUUCUUUUACGAAGGAACCGGCAAACACCCUGGGCUCGUCGAGGACCUACGACCCGGCCGGGCUUUCCAUCAUUUGCGAAUAUUGCGGAAGGUGUCGGUGCGAAUCUUGUCGAGAACCACCCUUAUUGCCUAGCAAAUGGCUCUGUAACGAUUCUUGCUAUUGCUCAGCCGAGACGGUUUUGGAUUAUGCUUCAUGCCUGUGUUGCGUUAAAGGACUAUUUUAUCAUUGCGUCGAUGGCAAUGGGGGAGGAGGCGGUGGUUCGGGAAGUGGAGCUACCGGGUCCUCGUCGAUGGAUGCCGAUAAUGGCGAGAGUUGUGCCGACCAGCCAUGUUCUUGCACCGGCAACAGGACAUUAUCGAGAUGGGCAUGUCUUAGUGCUUUGACCAUACCGAUGCCUUGUUUACUCUGUUAUUGGCCCCUCAAGGGUUGCGUAGCCGUUUGCGAGACAUGUUACGCACGACAUGCUUCGCAAGGCUGUCGAUGCGAACCCGGAGUAUUAACGGGGAGCAACACGUCAAGUAGGCAUCAUGCUAUAGUUAACGACAUCGGUUAUUCCAGGGAUCCGGAGAAAAGGCUACUCGAUCCAGUAACUCCGGAACUCUGAACCAUAACAGGUCGUUCUUCCAAUUAAUUCCUGUAAAUGGUUCUAUUGGACUCUAAGGAGGGUGGUGCGAAUUAAAUAUGCGCAUUGCAUUAAGUACAAGAGUUGCAUUUAAGUCCGGAAUUUGAACGUUUUUACCAAUGAACUAAACUAUUAUUACUAUUUUAUUAUUACUACUACUACUACUACUAUUACUAUAAUUACUAUUAUUAUUAUUACUACUAC